Penicillium antarcticum is the source of this 897-nucleotide messenger RNA. RefSeq lists its product as uncharacterized. The transcript has a single exon. Bases 1 to 897 code for a protein of 298 amino acids. The record is from RefSeq and is a predicted model, not a curated record. Lineage: Eukaryota; Fungi; Ascomycota; Eurotiomycetes; Eurotiales; Aspergillaceae.
AUGCGUAAACCCUCGCUGGCCCAGAUCGUGUUUAACGCCACGUUUCCACGACCUCGCACAAACGAACCCGGUUCGUUUGCUGCUCACAUUACCCGAAACCUCGUCCCCGAAGUGCGCGUCGAGACAUCCCAUUUCUACGGUUCGCUAGACUGCAUCGAAGCGCAAUAUCCGGGGCUGGACUACUCCUACGGGCCGCAUCGCAUGCGGCUGAGCCGGUUCCCAUGGCAUCGCAGAUUAUUCCGAGUCUUUGAUGAGCUCAAAUUAACCGAGGAGGAGAUCUCUGAUCUGUGCCGGUGGGAGGGCACCAAGUCCGCGCGACAACGGUACGAGGCUGAAGAAGGGACCAAAGUGCGGGACACCACUGCCCAGUCGAUCCGACCAGCAUCACCUCAGCCGUUUCCUUCCAUUGAGGUCCACUACGAUGACUUCUGCAGGACAGAGGAGCAGGACCAGAUAAUCGAGACCCAGAGUAACAACACCGUCCGCCCAAGUGCGUCUCGCACCCCUAGCACCCAUCCCUCCGACAAAGCAGAGCAUGAGACCGAAGAGGAAUACAGUGACGAGGAAAUGGAGAGCUGUGGCGUUGCACUGAACAACCGCCUUCUAGCCGCAAUGGCUGCGCGCGACCAAGGGGUUGAUGUGCCUCUGGACGAGGACUGGGAACAAUGGCUGAAGGAGGCAGGAGAACGCGGCGGAUACGGCGACAUGGUGCAUGCCAUUCGUGCAAACCAACCCUUGAGCUUCGGCACGGAGCGAUCUCAGCGCCGUAUUAGGGCUCGUGUUGUGUCGACCGCUGCGUCUCUUCCUGAUGCAUACCUGUUCUCGCUGCCAGACAGCAUCCUUGCAAGCCCGGCUCUUUCAUCCACCUCCAAUCCUACUUCUGGCGCGGCUCGAUGA